GCGCAGCAGUUCGUUUUAGUCUGGGAACCGGGGGGAGGGAUCGGGGAUUAGGCUCGUGAAGGGCAGCCCGGACCCCGCGGAGCUCCUCUUUGUCCCUGCUAGGAGAGACACCCCCCCGUCUGUCCUCGAUGCCGUCAGCCUUGGCCAUCUUCACUUGCCGCCCGAACUCGCACCCGUUUCAGGAGCGUCAUGUCUACCUGGACGAGCCCAUUAAAAUCGGCCGCUCCGUGGCCCGCUGUCGACCGGCGCAGAACAAUGCGACCUUUGAUUGCAAAGUGCUGUCAAGGAACCACGCUCUCGUCUGGUUUGACCACAAGACGGGCAAGUUUUAUCUCCAAGACACUAAAAGUAGUAAUGGUACCUUUAUAAAUAGCCAGAGAUUAAGUCGAGGCUCUGAAGAAAGCCCACCAUGUGAAAUUCUUUCUGGUGACAUUAUCCAGUUUGGGGUAGAUGUGACGGAGAACACACGGAAAGGUACGGUUACCCAUGGGUGUAUUGUUUCCACAAUAAAACUUUUUCUACCAGAUGGUAUGGAAGCCCGGCUCCGAUCAGAUGUCAUCCAUGCUCCAUUACCAAGUCCUGUUGACAAAGUUGCUGCUAACACUCCAAGUAUGUACUCUCAGGAACUAUUCCAGCUUUCUCAGUAUCUACAGGAGGCCUUACACCGGGAACAAAUGUUGGAACAAAAGUUAGCCACUCUUCAGCGGCUACUCGCCAUCACCCAAGAGGCUUCAGAUACCAGUUGGCAGGCUUUAAUAGAUGAAGAUAGACUCUUAUCACGGUUAGAAGUUAUGGGAAACCAAUUACAGGCAUGUUCCAAAAGUCAAACAGAAGAUAGUUUACGGAAGGAACUAAUAGCAUUACAGGAGGACAAACACAACUAUGAGACGACAGCCAAAGAGUCCCUGAGGCGGGUUCUUCAGGAGAAAAUUGAAGUGGUUAGAAAACUUUCAGAAGUUGAGCGAAGCCUGAGUAAUACUGAAGAUGAAUGUACCCACCUGAAAGAAAUGAAUGAACGGACGCAGGAAGAACUAAGAGAACUAGCCAAUAAAUAUAAUGGAGCAGUUAAUGAGAUCAAAGAUUUAUCUGAUAAGUUAAAGGUAGCAGAGGGAAAACAAGAAGAAAUCCAGCAAAAGGGGCAAGCUGAGAAAAAGGAAUUACAACAUAAGAUAGAUGAAAUGGAAGAGAAAGAGCAGGAGCUCCAGGCAAAAAUUGAAGCUUUGCAAGCUGAUAAUGACUUCACCAAUGAACGGCUAACCGCUUUACAAGUACGGUUAGAACAUCUUCAGGAGAAAACUCUUAAAGAAUGCAGCAGCUUAGGGAUACAAGUUGAUGACUUCUUACCUAAAAUAAAUGGGAGCACAGAAAAAGAGCACUUGCUUUCAAAGAGUGGAGGGGACUGCACUUUUAUCCAUCAGUUCAUAGAAUGCCAGAAGAAGCUGAUCGCGGAGGGGCAUCUAACCAAAGUGGUAGAAGAAACGAAGCUUUCAAAAGAAAACCAGGCAAGAGCAAAGGAAUCUGACUUAUCAGAUACUCUGAGUCCAAGCAAGGAAAAAAGUAGCGACGAUACUACAGACGCCCAAAUGGAUGAGCAAGACCUAAACGAACCCCUUGCUAAAGUGGCCCUAUUGAAAGAUGACUUGCAAGGUGGACAGUCAGAAAUUGAGGCAAAACAAGAAAUUCAGCUUCUUCGCAAGGAAUUAAUUGAAGCCCAGGAGCUAGCUAGAACAAGUAAACAAAAAUGCUUUGAACUUCAAGCUCUUUUGGAAGAAGAAAGAAAAGCCUAUCGAAAUCAAGUUGAGGAAUCUACUAAACAAAUACAGGUUCUUCAAGUCCAACUCCAGAGGUUACACGUCGAUAUUGAGAAUCUCCGGGAGGAGAAGGACAAUGAAAUCACAAGCACCCGAAAUCAAUUAAUUAGUGCUCGAGAUGAAAUUUUCCUCCUCCAUCAAGCAGCAGAAAAAGCUGCCUCUGAGCGGGACACCGAUAUUGCUUCUUUACAAGAAGAGCUUAAGAAGGUUCGAGCUGAGCUUGAGCGGUGGCGGAAAGCAGCAUCUGAAUAUGAAAAGGAAAUCACGACUCUGCAGAACAGUUUCCAGCUCCGAUGUCAGCAGUGUGAGGACCAGCAGAGAGAGGAAGCAACAAGGCUACAAGGUGAACUAGAGAAGUUGAGAAAGGAAUGGAAUGUAUUGGAAACAGAGUGCCGGUCUCUAAAAAAGGAAAAUGUUUUGUUAUCAUCAGAACUGCAGCGGCAGGAAAAAGAAUUGCACAAUUCCCAAAAGCAGAGUUUAGAGCUCACCAGUGAUCUCAGCAUGCUUCAAAUGACCAGGGAAGACCUUGAAAAUAAAAUGGGGACCUUGAAGGAACAGCAUCUUCGGGAUUCAGCUGAUUUAAAAACUCUUCUCAGUAAGGCUGAAAACCAAGCAAAGGAUGUACAGAAAGAGUAUGAAAAGACACAGACUGUACUCUCAGAACUGAAGUUGAAGUUUGAAAUGACUGAGCAGGAAAAACAAUCAAUCACAGAUGAGCUCAAACAAUGUAAAGACAACUUGAAGCUGCUCCGAGAGAAAGGAAAUAAUAAUCCUUCCAUAUUACAACCCGUCCCAGCCGUAUUCAUCGGCCUAUUCCUGGCUUUCCUGUUUUGGUGUUUCGGUCCAUUGUGGUAGAGAAAGAAACCCUGGCCCUGGAUGCCCAUGUUGGCGGCCCUGGUUGCGGUGACAGCCAUCGUGCUGUACGUGCCAGGUCUGGCCAGAGCUUCUCCAUGAGAGCGUUUCUUGAGUCCGUACACCGUCCUCCCUCUAGAAGCCGGCAUCACACUCAUGCUGGGGACAAACAGAACCAUUUCUUCCUUUUUACCUCUUAAAACAGCAGAAGUGCAAGAAUACAGCUGUAGGGUCAUUGCUUUAAGUUAUAUAAAAUGUAACUGUCUAUAAAGAGGGUAUAAAGUUGUGACUUUAUUCUACUGUGAGCAAUAAUUUGCUUGCAAUUUUUCAUGUAAUUUUUAAAUUAGUAUGUUGAGAUUCUGAACAUUAUGGUGGCCUAAAGUAGGCUUCUUGGUACACCAAAUUAUUUAUAACAUUAAAUUUAUGGGAAAUUUACUCUGAAUUCUAAUAGCCAGAUAAUUCUUCUCUUUUUUCUUUUUUUUUUUUUUUUUUAAAUUCGGUAACUACCCAAACCAAACAGCAAAUACGUACAUGGGAAGAAAGGCCCUGUGUGCUCAGUGCCUAUCAGUUUGAAAUAUAUACACAUAUAUAUAUAUUUUUUACAUAUUUACGCCAUUUUUACUUGUUAUAAAACCACUGAGCUAUUGGGAACAAGACUUAGAGAUGACUAUUACGUGGGUUUUUUGUUUUUGUUUUUGUUUUAGAAGAAAUACACUUGGAAACUAUUCUGUUCUAGUGAUAAUUUGGGGACUAUGUGCACGCUUGAGCAGCCUUAAUGUGACUUGACAAUAUGGAGGACAUCUGAAAAACCACCUACGAGAGUGCGUAUUUUCUUGAGCAAAAUGAAGUAUUUCUGGGAUCAAAAACAUAGUAAUUAUACAAUUCCAGUGCAGUAAACCAAACUGUUGAGUCAAUUGGAAUGUAAUUUAUGAAACCUCAUGUAUUUAAAGAGAUAAUUUCUUUUAAAAGCCAACUUACUUUCUCAUAUACAGCAUUUUAGAAAGCAUGUUUUUUUUUCUCCCAUCAUCUCUUCCUCCAAGCAUGUUUAAUUGAAGAAAGAAUAUCUCUUUAGAUAAGCUUUUACUGACUUAAUUUGGUUAUGGUAUUUUAGCGCUAAUUCAUGUUUGAGGUAAACUGUUGUUACCUCUCAACAGAUAUCCUGAUUGGGUGUGCAAAUGGUUAUUUUCUUUUAAUUGUUGUUAAUUGGGAAAUUCUGUUAAUGAGAAGCACUAUUCCCGAGAUUAAUAGUGUUCCAGGCACAGCGAAGCAAAGCACCUAAACACCGCUUGAUGUUACAAAUUUACAACACAGAAGUGAAAGUUUAGCUACGGUUUUUUGCGGCAUCACAGUUCAAUCAAGAAAGGUUAUUUAGGUCAUAGAAUAUCCUCAAGUUUCACAUGGCAAAAAUUUUUCAGUCAGUGAAGACGGAGAAUGUCAGUGAAUUGGCUUGAAAGUUCUGUGGCACUCCACAGGCCCAGCUAAAUGUUGAAAUAGAUGUUUAGGAUAAAAUUUGCCUUGUGAUGUUUGGCAGUCAUUGUUUAUACUUUAAAGGUUAUAUUUUAAGCUCUUUGAGAUUUGUUAUUGAAAGGAUCACUAGAUUUAUGGAGGAAUUAGUCAUAAAUGACUUGUAGAAAAAUACUGUCACAUAUCGUCAUUUCAUCGUUUUCUGUUGCAGGAAGCCACUCCACCACAGAAUGCUAAUAUGCCAGUGGUACCCAGUACCUCUUGUAUAUAGGUUAUUGCAAAUAUUGUUCUGAAAUGCUUAACUUCAGAAUUACAUUUUUUAAAGUAAAUAAUUGUUUUAAAUCUAUUUUGUAAAGAUAUAAAGUACAAUAGAAUUUCUGGAGUACAGAUUAAACUAUUUGCACUAACACACGUGAUGUGCAUGAUUUAAUAAAAUAACUUUACUCUCCCUA
This is a messenger RNA of Sorex fumeus (smoky shrew), 4579 nucleotides long. It is a transcript of the gene SLMAP, whose product is annotated as sarcolemma associated protein. Lineage: Eukaryota; Metazoa; Chordata; Mammalia; Eulipotyphla; Soricidae. Gene Ontology annotation, molecular function: protein binding. Bases 129 to 2666 code for a protein of 845 amino acids. The transcript has 24 exons. The record is from RefSeq and is a predicted model, not a curated record. Gene Ontology annotation, biological process: regulation of voltage-gated sodium channel activity; regulation of membrane depolarization during cardiac muscle cell action potential; single fertilization. Gene Ontology annotation, cellular component: acrosomal membrane.